AUGGCUACUCUCCGUCUACUGCUCACUGUGGCCGGUUUGGUUAGCGCUGCGAGCGAUGUGUCGUGGCAAAGCUUACAGGAAGGAUUGACGGCCUGGGAAGCCUUUGGCUUCGAUACCAGCUUUUCCUAUUCGGUCACAAGAGACAAUCGCAGCUUAUUUCAAUAUCCGGCCUCCCAUGAUCCAACAACGCUCGCCUGGAGCGACGGCGCUGUGCAGAUUUUCAUUGCUGGGGCAAAGAGUGACCUGCUGCGCAACGUCACGGUGCCCGUGGUCAUGGCCAUUUUUAAAGGGAAGGACCCAAGCUUGACCACUGGAGAGAAAAGUGUGAGCCGUGAUGAACUCUUAGAGGAAGGAGGUGGCGUGACGUUACCAGCACUGUUGGCUGCCCGUGGGGUGUCUCCACAGCAUCCACAGCCGGGAUGGCCCUUGAUUCAGCGAGCGCUGGACCUUUGGGCAGCUAUGGGAUGGGACAAGAGUUUCACCUUCAACGUGGGCACUCGGAAUGGAACCGUCUUCACCUACACCAAAGGUACCACCGACAUGAACAGGCGCUUGCCCGGUGCUAGCCUUUCGAAGUGGCCAGCAACGCUGACGAUCGCUGGUUUGGUGGCAGAUGGUACUAUGUCUUUCGACGACAAAGCCAACAAAUACCUGGAUUGGUGGUCCAAAGAUCCAAGCGAUCCACGAAGCAACAUCACUUUGCGCCACCUUCUGACCUUCCAGUCAGGAUACACCUCGGAUCCACGGGUGCUGUGUCAGUACAAUCCCUUCGCGAACUUCUUGAAGUGUGCUGAGACCUUGUACAAAUCCGCCAAGAUCUCGUCUCCACCAGGAAAGACCUGGUCCUACAUUUCCAUCCACCUCCAAUUGGCUGCUGCCAUGGCAGUAAGCGCUUCGGGCCUGGCACCGGACGUGAUCUUCCAGCGAUAUCUCUACCAACCCUUAGGCAUGAACGGCACCAGCUGGUUUCCCAAGAAGAAUCCCAUGAUGGCCGCGGGGAUCGUUACAACUGGAGCAGACUUUGAAAAGAUGCUAAACAAGAUGCUCAGCUACGAGUUCUUGGGCCAGAAAGUCUUGUCCGAGAUGGAAGAAGAUUGGUCGGCGCCUGUCUCCCCCUGCGGCGAUGGCUGGUUCGGACACUAUGGAAUGGGUCACUGGUUCGACUGCAUGGGCUAUGGCUCAGGACAGGCGAAAGGGAGCAGUGCCCAGCUCUCGCAGUGGUGCGCGGACGAGAAGAUCCAAGCAGGACCUGGUGCCUUUGGAUUCUUCCCCUUGAUCGAUCGUAAGAGAGGUUACUACAUGCAGAUUGUUCUUAAGGAGGAUUCGAAGUGUCGGAGCGAGAUCCCCGAGUAUCUUCGCAUCUUGGCAAAGCCCUUGGUGGACGCCAUCCUGGAGAAGCGCAGCGCUACGGAGCGGGAGCUCUUCGAAGGACGCGGCGCUCUCAUCCUGCGAGAGGUUUACGACAUCUACAAGUCGCUUCCGCCCAGAUGUUGGCCCUUGGGCGAGCAGAUUCAAAUCUAA
Molecule: messenger RNA, 1521 nt
Organism: Cladocopium goreaui
Lineage: Eukaryota; Dinophyceae; Suessiales; Symbiodiniaceae
Source: the annotation of a GenBank genome assembly